GGAGCGGGGGCCGGCCCUACCCGAGCCCAGGUGGCUCCGCCUCCCGGGGGCGCGAGCCGGCGGUGGCCCCGGGAGCUGCUUGCUUGUUCCCUCGCUCGUUGGUAGUGCCGGCAGCAAGCUAUGUCCGGGAGCCGAGCCCUCGGACCCGGGCACCCGUCGCGCGCCUAGGAAGCAGCAACAGCAGCACCCAAGUAGUUAGUUGUCAAUGGCCCUUCGCAUAGCGGAGCAGGACCGGACUAGGGGACCCUCCGCGCCUUCUCUGUUGCUACCCACCCCCACCCGAGAGUGAUGGGCAACACCGCUCACAAGACCCUGCCAGACACAAGUCACCAGUCUCGUUUGUUAGCCAAUCGACCUUGCUACACACUGCCCACCAGUAGCCAUGAUCGACGCUCUAUCCUGGCAAUUACUGAGCCCCCACGUUUCCACCCCCAGGCCAAAGGCAAGAAUGUACGCCUGGAUUCUCACUCCCGCAAGGCCACCCGAAGGAACAGUUUCUGCAAUGGGGUCACAUUCACCAAUAGACCCAUCCACCUUUAUGAGAAAGUUCGACUUAAGCUGGUGGCCGUGCACCACGGAUGGAGUGGGGCGCUGCGUUUUGGCUUCACCAUCCAUGACCCAUCCCAGAUGAACUCUGACGACAUACCAAAGUAUGCCUGCCCAGACCUGGUGACUAGGCCAGGCUAUUGGGCCAAAGCUUUGCCAGAGAGAUUUGCACUGAGGGACAAUGUUCUGGCCUACUGGGUCGACCGUCAUGGGAGAGUGUUUUAUAGCAUCAAUGAUGAGGACCCGAUACUGUUUCACUGUGGCAUUAAAGUCUCUGGACCCCUUUGGGCCCUCAUAGAUGUUUAUGGAAUUACCCAUGAAGUGCAGAUUCUAGAGAGCAUGUUUGCCGAGACCAUGGCCUCUUCUCGUCUCAGUAACACUCGUUUCAGCACUUGUAUCCCACAAAGUAACCACGACUCAGCCAACUUCAACAACAAUGAACUGGAGAACAACCAGGUAGUAGCCAAAAUCAGCAACUUAAACCUGAGCCGGGUCCCAGGAGUGUCCACGGACAACCACGUUAUACCCUGUUGUCCCAACAGGCGUUCUCGGGGUCAUGGAGUACCAGCCUUUUUAGAUACCGACCUCCACUUCCACCCCACCCGAGGGCCCGAUGUCACCUUCUCUCAGGACCGGAUGGCAGCCUGCACCAACUGGCAGGAGAGCAAUAGGACUUUGGUGUUCUCGGACCGGCCUCUGCACAUCGGUGAGAGCCUCUUUGUUGAAGUCGGACACCUGGGGCUGCCCUAUUAUGGGGCUCUCUCCUUUGGCAUCACUUCCUGUGACCCAGGGACAUUAAGGACCAAUGAGCUCCCGGCUGAUCCUGACUCACUGUUAGACCGCAAGGAGUACUGGGUGGUCUACCGAGCAUUCCCCAUCCUCAACAGCGGGGACGUGCUCAAUUUCAUGGUAUUGCCAAAUGGGGAAGUGCACCACGGUGUGAAUGGCAACAACCGAGGCAUGCUGAUGUGCGUGGAUACCUCACAGUCUCUCUGGGUGUUUUUCACAAUUCACGGAGUGAUCAACCAGCUCAAGAUUUUGGGCACCUUGCAGUCUAGCCCAGUGACUGCUUCUCCCUCAGGAUCCCCCAGUGGCUCGCAGUAUGACAGUGACUCAGACAUGGCCUUCAGUGUGAACAGGUCCUCUUCAGCUUCUGAGUCUUCGCUAGUGACUGCUCCAAGCUCCCCUCUGAGUCCCCCCACAUCACCUGCAUUCUCCCCUCCGGAGCCUCCAAGCAACAAGAAUGGCGAGUGCACCAUCUGCUUUGACAGCGAGGUAGAUAUGGUCAUCUACACCUGCGGCCACAUGUGCCUCUGCCACACCUGCGGUCUUAAACUGAGGAAGCAGCCCAAUGCCUGCUGCCCGAUCUGCCGACGCACCAUCAAGGACGUCAUUAAGAUCUACCGGCCUUAGCCCCUCCAUCACACCCCGAGUCCACCAUCACUCAAGUGGACAAAGGGGCUUUGCUGAACAAAACCAGAACCAUGCCUUGCCACCCACCGCCAGUGGCUGGUCCCUGGUUUUAUGCCAAGAGGUUUCCCUAUCUCUUCUUAAGCAUUUUUAAUGGUGGGAAAAGUGAGAAAUCUGGCCUAGCUAGCUAAGGAACUUGGCAGAGGGUCUGAGGGAGGAAGGGUAGCUGCUUUCGGUGAGAUAGUACUUUUCCUAAAGAUACCGUCCUAUAGAUGAUCACAGGCAUUGUCACAUGUAACCACUGUAGCAUAUGUACUUGCUCUCUCUCUAAGGCCCAGACUUGCCCAGCUAGGAAAAUGGCAGCCUCUGUGCAAUGCUUCUUGAGAAUGGUUCGGUUGACUGUGUUUGCACACAGGAGGCUGAAAGAGAAGGGAAAGCAAAGAAAAUAGGGAGAAGAGUUGGAGGACAGCAAAGGGACGAGAACAAGAGAGAGAAUGUGAGAGAGAAUGAAUGUGUAUGAAUUCUAAGCUACUGGAGGCAGGAGCUCCUGGUUCUACUGAGCCCUCCCUGCCACCCUCCCAAGCUCUCCCCAGAGGCCCUGAAUCAGGAGCUUCUCAAAGAACAUCCAAGGAAUUGAGGACCAGCUACAAUCAAGCACUCAUGUCCCUUUCCGUGUUCUUUCCCUCCUCAGAAACUGUUGGAUGAGUAACUAGAGAACAUUCUUAGUUUUUGCCCAACCAGAAAUAUGACUUGGGCAAUAAUAUUGGAGAAGGAAACUCAUAUAUCAAUGCACUGUUUACGACCCCAGAUGUGAACAGCUGUAUCUGGGUGCUUAGUUAAAAAAAAAAAAACAAAUGAGCAGCAACUGGUUGUUGGGUUUUGAUUUUGAGUUUUUCUUUUUUAUCUCCAUCUUUUGAGAGUGAUUUCCUCAGUCCCAGUGUGCAGCAGAGCUAGAGUUCUGACCUCUCCCAAAAGAAGCAUUACCCUCACGCCUGCUCCGCAGAGUGGAAUUUUAUGCACCAUGCACCUUCCCCCGUCCCUCCAGUCUCCAAAUGCUUUUAAGACUAUUAUCUUCUUAAUCUUUGUAAUUAGGAGGCCCCCAUCAUAUAGUCCCCUUUCCAUAAAGAAGAAACUGAAAUAUAGAGACAAGGGCCUGCUUGGAGGUCAUUCAAUAACUUAGAUUCUUCAGUCGUCUGCUUCAACCACUUGCUCAGGGGCUGGCAAUCUGGAGCACGUAAGGUGAUACUCAGUAAUAAGGCCAGGGUCCAUCCUCCAACCUAGGAUAAAUUUAGAAGCAAGAAGAGUUUGUUUUUAUUGGCUUCCCAUUAACUUUUCUCCUGGGCCCCCAUGCUACCUAAUCCCACUAUCCUGGUCAUGUUGUCAGUUAACUGUCAAUUAAUCUCUAGUGGAUUGUCAGCUUGUAAGGUGUUAACUGAUCAUUUUGGCAUCAGCUGACAAUCUUGAAGUGGGACCCUCUUCAUUGCAUUUUUUAAGGAGGGUUGUUUAAGAUUAGCUGGCCCUCCUUGAGGAACAGGGCCUAACUCUACCGUUUUUUCUUUUCCUGACCAUCCUAUUAUUGCCUGAGAUGUCCCUGGUGGGGCUACAAUCAAGCUACAGCGACAUUGGGUGUAUCAUGUCCAAGGGUCCCUGUUCAAGAAGAGCCAUCUACCCUACCCUUCCCCCUCCACCCAUGCAUGCAAAUCAAUAAAAAGGUACCUCGGGCAAAGGCGGCUGGCCUCUGCAGUAGUCCGUACUGCUUUUCCCUUUAAAGGAGGUAAUUCCCCAAGAGUUCUAGGACUUAGGAAUUUGAGGACUGUUGCAUGAGAGUCAGCAAGGGCUUUUUGGGAGCUCUUUUUGGAGAAACAGCAAGGUAUGGUAGCAAGAGUGCUAGCCUGGGAUUCAGAAGAUAGCCCCUUCCUGCCCCACCUCAGCCCUCAGGUUCUAGGCUCACGUCUGCCCCUAAUUCAUGGUGGAGGCUUUAGCCAAGACAUGUCUUUGUACCUCGGUUCUCUCAUCUGUCAAAUGAGGAUAAUCAUGCCUUCCCUACCUACCUACCUUGCAGCAGCUGUCGUGAUGAUCAGCUUAGAAAUAGGAUGUGAAAGUACAUUACAAAAGUCAACAAAACGGAGAGAGGUGUAAGAGAUAUUUAUUUUUAAACAAUCUCAGUCAACUCACCUUUUCCAAAGGGAAAAUAGGUAGAGGUAGAAGGGGAAUUUACAGCCAGCCAAUUUGGGUUCCUUAGGUCAUUGUUCUCAUGUCCUAAGUAGGGUAUAAGGGAGAGAGCAGAUCUUCAAUUAGAACACUACUUGGUGUUAGAACUUCAGCACAUACUUCCUUUUUCCUAACUCAUUCAGAGCCCAGGCACUGAACUGGUCCCCAGUGGCAGCAGGAAUGAGAGGCAGCUAUGGCCAAGGGCUGUCGAACUGAGAGGUUGUGAGUGAAAAAUAAUUCUGUCAAAUUGAGUUAAAAUGAAGUGUAAAAAGAAAUGGCCAGGAGACCCGAAAGGUUCCCACGCAGGCUUUUUUUGGUGUUGUUUUAGAAGAGCUACUUUCCCAAUCUCGCUGAAACCAGAAGACAAGAAAAACUGUGCCUUCCACCCUCCGUUUAGAAUUGGAGUGGGGAUUUUUUUUCCUGAGAGGCAGGGUUGCAUAGUGGCUAAAGGGCUGGCCUUGGAAUCAGGUAGACCUGGGAUCAACCCCUACCUCUGACACAGACUCACUGUAUGACCCUUGGGCAAAUCACUUAGCCUCUCGGUGGCCCCAGCCAACCGGACCUUGUGACUCUUCCAAGAAAAAGUAAAUGAUUCCCAACCCAGUUUCCAUGCUGUGUAUGUAUGUAUGUCUACUUUGAAAAGUAGUAAACCAAUGUAUGGUAUAUAGGGUCAUUCUUUCUGACCCAAAUAUUGGAUUCACCAGAACACCCCUUACCCAGGAUUAUCAGAUAAUGGAGAACCUAACUUGUAUAUCUAAAGGGGACCACAAACCCAGAAGACAAAAGUUGAUUUAAAAAGAGGAAAUAGUUGGCUAUAACCCCACCGUUUUCCUUCUUACAUUCUUCAUGCAAGCCUUUGUCAGUGCUUAUUGCCGUCUCUCAGCCUCAGUUUCCACACCUGUACUAUGAGGGAGUUAGACUAAGGCCCAGUGAGUCUGUGGUGACUCUGACUCUGGCAGAGGAGCUAUGGGGCCCCGGGAUGUGUCAGGAGCAUAGAUUUGUGCAGUACAUUUCAUUAAGCUGUGCAUCCAUUGGGUUUUAUUUUUUAAGGCAAACAUUGGUCAAUCAUAGAGGACAUUAUUUUUAAUUAUCAAACCAAAGAAACUAAAAUUUAAUGAAACUUAAUUUUUUUUC
This is a messenger RNA of Trichosurus vulpecula (common brushtail), 5301 nucleotides long. RefSeq names its product neuralized E3 ubiquitin protein ligase 1B (gene NEURL1B). Gene Ontology annotation, molecular function: ubiquitin protein ligase activity. Gene Ontology annotation, biological process: ubiquitin-dependent endocytosis. NCBI's taxonomy places the organism in Eukaryota, Metazoa, Chordata, Mammalia, Diprotodontia, Phalangeridae. The record is from RefSeq and is a predicted model, not a curated record. Gene Ontology annotation, cellular component: early endosome. The coding region runs from base 289 to 1959 and encodes 556 amino acids. The transcript is spliced from 5 exons.